Molecule: messenger RNA, 894 nt
Organism: Mollisia scopiformis
Lineage: Eukaryota; Fungi; Ascomycota; Leotiomycetes; Helotiales; Mollisiaceae
Product: phosphotransferase enzyme family protein-like protein
Exons: 2
Coding region: 1-894 (297 amino acids)
Source: RefSeq, a predicted model, not a curated record
AUGGCUACCUUGGACGUAGGAGAGCUGCCAACGGGGGAUAAUGUCGUUAUCAAGACCAGCUCCUAUUUCAACCGCACAGCUGAAGACAUUCUUCUUCCUUCUCCUGCCGAAGUCAGAAAACGUGCUUUAGAGAAAGGCUUUGUGUAUCCUGGAAAUCCUCCGCCAAUAAGGUUCUCAGAGCUCGGCCUCAUUGUCAAGUCUGGGACCAAUCUCACUAUUGCAGAAGCUCAGUGCUUGUGGGUGAUUCGGAAACACCUGAAAUGCGAGAUCCCAGUUCCAGAGCUUUACGGUUGGGUUCGCGACGGGGGAGAACUCUUCAUAUACAUGAAACUUAUUGAGGGGGAAACCUUGGAGGCAAGAUGGGAUACACUUUCUGUGCUUGAGCGUUUGGACGUCUCAAGUCAGUUGAAAACAAUGACCACGGCACUGCGAGGUCUUAGGCAAGGAGGAAAAGACGCUUUCAUAGGCAGUAUCAACCGUGGUCCGUUACUGGAUAUCCUUUUCGAAGGAAGACCAGGGUUUGGCCCUUUCAAAACCACCAAGGAAUUUCAUGACCGCUUUGCAGCUGAGGUCAGUAAGUAUCAUCCCGAUAUUCAGAACUUCGUGGACCCAAUGCGGGGUCAACUUCCGGACGAAGCCCCGAUUACUUUCACUCACGCCGACCUUCAUCCCAGCAAUAUCAUGUUGACAGCCACUGAUGUUAAGCCGGUUCGAGUUCUUGCUAUUUUAGAUUGGCAUCAAUCGGGGUGGUACCCCGAUUACUGGGAGUUCUGUAACAUGUUGUAUUGUGUGGAUAUGGAUGGAGAUUGGGCGAAGGAUUAUGUCCCAAUGAUCUUGGAGAAGCCUGAUUGUUUUGAUGGGUGGUGGUACUAUAUGAAUGGCCUAGGAUUCUGA